This is a messenger RNA of Arachis ipaensis, 723 nucleotides long. RefSeq lists its product as uncharacterized. Lineage: Eukaryota; Viridiplantae; Streptophyta; Magnoliopsida; Fabales; Fabaceae. The record is from RefSeq and is a predicted model, not a curated record.
AUGACAAUCGACUGUUCCUCAAAAAUCGCUUUCAUUCCCAACGACAUUUGGGUAGCAAUUACCAGUAAGGUUGCGUCAGCCUCCAUUCGCGACCUGUGCAGUCUCAGAAUGACCUGUAAGGCUGCACGCGAUGCAGGAGAGGCCGAUAUUGUUCACCGGAGUGUUUCCAUCCCACCACCGCAUGCCACGCCGUGGUGGUGGUGCCUCAGCCCGGAGGCCAAGAGAUUCUUUGAUCGAUGCAUCGUAGCUGGCCAUCCAGAGCUUCUGUUUCGGGAGGCACUUCGGGAACUCUUCAUCAGACGUAACGAAAACAUUGGCCUCCAGAUGCUGAAUAGUGCAGCAAGUACAGGCCAUGCAGUAGCCAAAUACGCACUGACCAUGACCUUGCUGCUUCGAACGGACGACAACGACGAAAAACAAAAAGGGCUGGAACUGUAUCGCAAGCUUGAUGCAGCUGGUUCACUCGCUGAGGGUAAGACAAGGUGCUUUUCAAUUCUGACAAUGUCGUGGCCGGGUGAGGUCCAAAUGCCCCGUAUAGAAGAACAACACACCCUAUGUUCCUCACCUAGGUGCUCCACCAGGGGCCACAUGCCUCUUCUCUAUGACUAUCGCAGACGUGCAGCAGAGCGAAACUCCGUCCAUGCUUUCGGAGGGGCCGCUCAUAUCCCCUGCAUCCAGUGUCGCAUAGACUACGACCUGCAAGCCUUCGUCAACCUUCCAUGA